AUGGCGCAGGUACCGAUGCAGACGAUCCAUAGGGAUCCCCAGUUAUUCUACUGGAUCCUGUUUCCCAUCACCAUUGUCAUGAUUCUUACAGGAAUGCUUCGGCAUUACGCGACUGUUCUAAUGGCCUCGGACCCCAAGAAGCUCGACCAAAAGGCGAUGCGCGAGCAACGGGCGCUUCUUCACGGCAUGAACCUGCGCGCUAACUAUCACGUCCUCUCCAAGCCCUCGUUCACCGCUCGCCGAGACGCCCUCAUCACGGCCUUUGAGUCGGGCGCCUAUCUCAAGGACCCGGACAGCCGCGGCCAGCCGCCUCCGAACCCGAUGAGCGACCCCAACGCCAUGGAGGGCAUGAUGGGCAUGAUGAAGAACCAGAUGGCCAUGAUUAUACCUAAUACACUUAUCAUGAGCUGGAUCAAUGCCUUUUUCAGCGGCUAUGUGAUUAUGAAACUACCCUUCCCCCUUACCAUCAAGUUCAAGAGCAUGCUGCAGGCUGGCGUGGCGACCCGUGACAUGGAUCCGCGGUGGAUGUCGAGCAUCAGCUGGUACUUUCUCUGCAUUUUUGGCCUGCAGUCCGUCUUCAAUUUCCUGCUUGGUAGCGAGAACGCCGCGAACCAAAUGGCGCAGCAGAUGAACCAAAUAGGCCCCCAAGCAGGCCAGAUGUUUGGCCCCGGCGUUGACCCCAACAAGCAGUUCCUCGCCGAAGCCGAAAAUCUGGCGGUUAUCGAACACCAUUCCGUCCUGGACGGCGUCGAGCAGCGCCUUUUGGAAGGCAUCAAAAUGUAG
Molecule: messenger RNA, 783 nt
Organism: Parathielavia appendiculata
Lineage: Eukaryota; Fungi; Ascomycota; Sordariomycetes; Sordariales; Chaetomiaceae
Exons: 5
Coding region: 1-783 (260 amino acids)
Biological process (GO): protein folding in endoplasmic reticulum
Cellular component (GO): EMC complex; membrane
Source: RefSeq, a predicted model, not a curated record